Messenger RNA from Trametes versicolor FP-101664 SS1, 812 nucleotides. RefSeq lists its product as uncharacterized. The transcript is spliced from 2 exons. NCBI's taxonomy places the organism in Eukaryota, Fungi, Basidiomycota, Agaricomycetes, Polyporales, Polyporaceae. The record is from RefSeq and is a predicted model, not a curated record. The coding region runs from base 1 to 675 and encodes 224 amino acids.
AUGUCGAGCCCCAUUGCCAUCCCCAUCUCCAACACUUCCCGCCGUGUCGCUAUGGUCGCGCGCUCGCUCCCGGCACCCACCACUGGCGGCUUGUACGUACCUGUACACCGCCGCGGCGCAUCCGCGUCGUCUCUUCCCGAGCACUCCGUCCUCCAUUCGAGGCGCCCCUCAUCCCCUAUCAGCGUUAACCGCUUUGACCUUCUCGCGUUGGCGGAUAUACCCCCUGCAUCAACGAUACCCCAAACACACACUUAUUCACUCACCUCGCUCUUGUCUCUUUCAUCAUCACCCCACGCCGGCCUCUCCCCUUCCCAACACGCCCAAGUCGCCGCCCACCUUCCCCUCAUGCUCGCUCGUUCAUCAUCACCUUCGCGAACAGCGAAGCCCAAACCCGCGGAGAGUGUAGAUGUCGAUGCGCCGGCAAGGGCUGAUGCGCCGGCGAAGACGGACGUGGCGCGCAGACGGCGCACGGGGCGAAAAUCCAGCAGCGCCAAGGCGCGCAUGCCUUCCGCUGUCGGCGCGGACGUCGAGGGCAGGCGGCGGCGCACCGCAUACGGCGCGGGAUGGGGCUGGAGUGCGGCGGAGCGCGUCACCGGCCAGCGGGUCGACUUCGGGAGGGUGCCGCAGCGGGAGGAGAGUUGGCGUGCGACGCGAGUGCUUGCGGCGACAGCGUGAGCGGCGGAUAGGUGGAGGCGGUCGCAGGACGUUGGCAGGGCGGAAGAGUGGACACUUGUUCUGCGCCGCAUCGGAUGUAGUGUAGCCUAUUUUGUAUGUACGAUCAGGAUAAUUCGGUGGAAUGACGCACUACUUAC